Messenger RNA from Cooperia oncophora, 933 nucleotides. Lineage: Eukaryota; Metazoa; Nematoda; Chromadorea; Rhabditida; Trichostrongylidae. The record is from the annotation of a GenBank genome assembly.
AUGCGCGCAAGAAGCAGGACCAUGGUAGGGACCGUAGUGGAGAACUUGAGCAAUCGAAAACUUCUCUAUAUCUUGGCAUCGCUUCUAGCUACGCAAAUCGCAUUCUUUUUGGUUGGAGCAUGGUACGCACCUGUGCCGUCAUCUUCCAUGGAGUACGAGAUGAUCAAAUGCAAGGAUGAAACCAGAGGAGAAAGUGGGAAAUGGUUCCAUAUACGGCCACGACAAUGUGAUGUAAUUGGAGACCUAUCAUCUUAUACACCGACGUCGUUUGAUCUACGAGAAAUUGUAUUCGUCGCUCAAAUGCCACACAUGAGAGAACGCAUACAGCUCGAGUAUUCACCGUGGUUCCAGUUCCUCCUUGGACUCCUUCAAGUCGAGGUCGAGUACAGCGAUAUUUUUAAAUACGUGGACGGGGCUUUACUGGAGCUGGAAAUAAGGAUGGGAUAUCGCACAAAUACUGAUGCUGCAGAUGAGUGGCAUGACUUGAUCACUACUAACAUUACUCGAACUUUGGAGUGUAGUAUCCCUCCAGAUAAGAGAUCUAAUGGCCACAUAUAUGACUGUGGAGUGAUUGAUCUUUUUGAAAUGGGAUCGAACAACUACCCAUUUUAUUUAUUGAAUGUCAGGAUUCCAAUAAACCAAUCUGCUUGCGCCGCUAAUCCGAAGAGUCCGAAUUGCCAAAUUGGGAAGAUUACGAAUCUCAGAGUAGUGACAAUCCAUCAGAAUGGCGGAUUUACUCAGAUUUGGUUGUGGCUGAAAACGCUCGUGUUCCCUGUUGUUACUGCAGCGAUCUGGUGGUACUGGAACAGGAUCGAUAAAUUGGCUCGCAAACCUAUACUGCUCGAAAAGGCAAUAAUGGCUCUUGGAAUAAGUUUAGCAGUGCUUGACUGUGAGUUCCACUUUCUAAAUAGUACUGUGCUUGUUCUCUUAUAG